Nannospalax galili (Upper Galilee mountains blind mole rat) is the source of this 918-nucleotide messenger RNA. It is a transcript of the gene Eif3f, whose product is annotated as eukaryotic translation initiation factor 3 subunit F. Gene Ontology annotation, biological process: translational initiation. Gene Ontology annotation, cellular component: eukaryotic translation initiation factor 3 complex, eIF3m. The coding region runs from base 139 to 765 and encodes 208 amino acids. Lineage: Eukaryota; Metazoa; Chordata; Mammalia; Rodentia; Spalacidae. The record is from RefSeq and is a predicted model, not a curated record. Gene Ontology annotation, molecular function: translation initiation factor activity; translation initiation factor binding; metallopeptidase activity. The transcript is spliced from 7 exons.
GUCUGACUGUGCGAUCCUAGAGUUCUAUAACACCUGGCCAUUCUCUCUUUAACAGGAACUGUGGACAAGCACUCAGUGGAGGUCACCAAUUGCUUUUCAGUGCCACACAAUGAGUCAGAAGACGAAGUGGCUGUUGACAUGGAAUUCGCUAAGAACAUGUAUGAAUUGCACAAAAAAGUCUCUCCAAACGAGCUCAUCCUGGGCUGGUAUGCGACAGGCCAUGAUAUCACAGAACAUUCGGUGUUGAUCCAUGAAUAUUACAGCCGGGAAGCCCCGAACCCCAUUCACCUCACUGUGGACACAGGUCUCCAGAAUGGCCGCAUGAGCAUCAAGGCCUAUGUCAGCACUUUAAUGGGUGUCCCUGGGAGGACCAUGGGAGUGAUGUUCACACCUCUAACAGUGAAGUACGCGUAUUACGACACAGAACGCAUUGGAGUUGACCUCAUCAUGAAGACAUGUUUUAGCCCCAACCGGGUGAUCGGGCUCUCAAGUGACUUGCAGCAAGUAGGCGGGGCCUCGGCUCGAAUCCAGGAUGCCCUGAGCACUGUGUUGCAGUAUGCAGAGGACGUGCUGUCUGGAAAGGUGUCUGCUGAUAAUACUGUGGGCCGCUUCUUGAUGAGUCUGGUUAACCAAGUACCCAAAAUAGUUCCUGAUGACUUUGAGACCAUGCUCAACAGCAACAUCAACGACCUGCUGAUGGUGACCUACCUGGCGAAUCUCACCCAGUCACAGAUUGCCCUCAAUGAGAAGCUUGUAAACCUGUGAGUGGGCCCCAAGCGGCACUUGUGCUGCUCUUGAGUUUCACUCUAGGACUCAGAUGGAGUGGAGGCUAAAGGGUUUCAUUGUGGCCUUGAGUCAUACUGAUUCAGCCAGCUGCUUUUGACUCCAAAUAAACAGAGCCUGCCUUUUGUAAGUGCA